Molecule: messenger RNA, 1053 nt
Organism: Protopolystoma xenopodis
Lineage: Eukaryota; Metazoa; Platyhelminthes; Monogenea; Polystomatidea; Polystomatidae
Source: the annotation of a GenBank genome assembly
AUGUUGCAUACAUGCCAGAUUUCCGUUGGUAGCCGAAAGAGAGUGAACGCGGGGGCGCACGCCGCGAAGUGUACAGAAAUGAGGACACUCGGUGGCGGACAGAUUCGAGGAUGUCGAAAAACCGACCGACCGACAGACCGACCGACAGACCGACUGACAGACCGACAGACGGACGGACCAACGGACCGAGUGAGUGUGUGCUGUGGACAUGCAACCGGUACCGGUCGGUUUGGGCCGCCUCUCGCCCACACUUUUGGGUCGGUCAACCGAGAAACAGAGACACAGACAGCCGGGCCGUCGGGCCGUCGGGCCGUCGGGUUGUCGGGCAGUCGGGCCGAUCGGGAAUGCCAGCUCAACCGGUACAUUGAGGCGUUCGCGUAUAAAAGCCGAUUCGAGUCGCCCAGAGACAGCACAGUUGGCAGACGAGGCAGAUACAGACUGAAAGUGUGCUGGAAGGCCAACUUUGUGAUACAAUCUUGCAACCCCACACGUCGACACAAGAUGCAGUACCAACAACAACUCAUCGUUUGGCUCGUCUGUCUGUUGGGCGCCGGCGCGCCGGCCAUCGGCCAAGACGGCUGGAACGCUUUCUCCGGUCUGGACUAUCCCGACGCGGUGACUUCCACGAGUCUGCGUUACCAGGCGUCGAGCGAUGCCUGGAGACAACAGGGCGCCGAGGCGAUGGACGCCGGCGUGGCAGGCGACGAGUUCGCGGUGAAGAUGCAACGUCGAGGACUGCCGACCGACUGGCGCGAAUCGAGCCAGACGGACGCAAUGAAGCGUGACGCCGACGGCAUCGAGGCGAGACGGCAGCAGCGGAAAUUACGCGCAAUUCAACGCUUCUUGGCCACUCAAUCCGUGACGGAAGAGGCCAACAAUGCAAAACUGUUGUCAAGGCCUGCAAGCAGGAGGGGAUUUGAUGGGAUGCCGAAAUUUCUGAAGGAAGAGAUCAAACAAAAAGUGGACAACAUUAAUCAACGCUUCAUGCAGAAUGAAAACUACAGUCCAGAAGUAGAAACUAAUCUGCUGCCGUUGGAGACGAGUAAGUUCUGA